AUGAACUUUGAUUACCUGAAGACCCGCUACAGCUCUCGUAACCGUGUCUUGACCACUCCUCCGCAGAACACCCAGCCAAUCCCGGUGGGUCGCAAGGUGCAGAUUCAGAAAACCACGAAAGCUCCGGAAGUCAAAGUUUUUGAUCCACCGGUCAAUAUUCAAUCUUCAUCCAGUUUCGGACCCAUGCGGAUGCAGCCUAAGAUCCCAGAGAGUUUCACAGUGAAGCCUCGAAGUUUUGAGAUGUCUAAAACAAAUGGGGUAAAUUUGAAGGGACAGAGCGCGUUCAAUGAGCCCAAGUUGAGCGAUUUUCAGAUCAGAGUCGGAAAUAGGACAUUCUACGUGAGUUUUUUUCCAUUUUUUUUGAAGUCUAGGAAGGCAAGGGAACGAUUUGUUAACGUUGUACUAGGUGGACUAAUGUCAGGCGCGGGAAUUGUCGUUAUUUUUCGCCGUUUUUGGUGCCCGGUCACCGUAACAGGGGUGUGGAGUCAUGAUGCAACUGUCUGACCUCAUUGGUCUUGCUUUUAAUUUUAUUAUUCACAAAUUUAUAUUAUUUUAGGUAUCGAAGAUGGUUUUGGCCGCCAACUCCGAAGUUUUCCAUCGCAUGUUUAUGACGGAUUGCAGUGAGGUCGACACCGGUUUUAUGGUGAUGGAAGGUGUUGAUCCCGCGCCGGUUGAAGCCAUGUUGCAGUACAUGUUUCACAAGAAGUCGGUUGAUGAUGAUCUGGCCAGAGAAGUGAUAAUUUUGGCCGAUAAAUAUCAAGUCCCUGAUCUGAAGACUCAAUGUGAGAUCAAGUUGGGGUCCACACUGUCUCUGGAUGUUUUGGAGGAUCGAAUUGCCUUGGCCUAUCAACUGUUAUGCUCCAAUCUUCUCAAGAAAUGUCUCAAAUUUGGCGCCGAGCACUUUGAUGGCUUCUAA
This is a messenger RNA of Bursaphelenchus xylophilus (pine wood nematode), 916 nucleotides long. The record is from the annotation of a GenBank genome assembly. NCBI's taxonomy places the organism in Eukaryota, Metazoa, Nematoda, Chromadorea, Rhabditida, Aphelenchoididae.